Molecule: messenger RNA, 2503 nt
Organism: Anopheles bellator
Lineage: Eukaryota; Metazoa; Arthropoda; Insecta; Diptera; Culicidae
Product: ATP-binding cassette sub-family G member 1
Exons: 12
Coding region: 394-2187 (597 amino acids)
Cellular component (GO): plasma membrane
Molecular function (GO): ATP binding; ABC-type transporter activity; ATP hydrolysis activity
Source: RefSeq, a predicted model, not a curated record
GAAACCUAAACCGGACGAGACGUAUACUGCGUGCGCUCUAACGCGGUCUUAACGCACUCGCGGUGUCUGGCGUGUUGCGCACCGUUUGAAGCUGAUGCCGUUUGCUCGCUUCGGUCGAGGUGAUCUAGUAGUCCUGCGUUGGUUGAGCGCCGUAAUGAACUGGAGAACAGAGUGCGAAAAUCCUGCAUACUACGAUCGGUAGUGUCGAACAGAACAGUAUUCGUCCAGAACCGGGACACCACCAUUCCGUCCAGUGUUUUCUUUGCCAAUGGUUCGUGCUGCGAUCGUUUAGUGAUAACAGUGAUAGUGCACCAAAGUAUUGACACUUGAGUGGCGAUCUACUAGAUCCAUUUAGACUUCCCGAUCGCGCGAGUGCCCAGCUAAAGAACCGCAAUGGAUGUCACUUUUAAAAACAUCAGCUACACGGUGUCCACCGGGAAGCGGGAGAAAAAGCAUGUCCUCAACGGAGUGUCGGGGAAGUUUCAGUCCGGCGAGCUGACCGCCAUCAUGGGUCCUUCCGGUGCCGGUAAAUCGUCACUGCUCAACAUCCUGACCGGUUACACAACGCAAGGCGUCAAGGGAACGCUGUCCUUCGGUAACGCGGGUGGCACCAACCGGAAGCUGUGCAGCUACAUCCUACAGGAAGACUACCUGCAGCCGCUCUUCACCGUCCACGAAAUCAUGCUGAUGGCUUGCGAUCUGAAGGUUGCGUCCGAAAGUCUUAACCGCACCGAAAAGCACCGGCUGGUUGACAAAAUUCUCGACACACUGCAGCUGAGCUACUGCAAGCAGACGCGCUGUGGCAGCCUGUCCGGUGGUCAGCGGAAGCGACUAUCCAUCGCCCUGGAGCUUAUCGAUAAUCCACCGAUCCUUUUUCUGGACGAACCCACGACUGGACUCGACAGUUCGUCCUCGCUGUACACGAUAAAGCUGCUGCAGGGGCUGGCGCGUGAGGGGCGCACCAUCGUCUGCACGAUCCACCAACCGUCCGCCACCGUUUUCGAGAUGUUUGACCAUGUCUACGUCCUGGCCGAGGGCAACUGCGUGUACCAGGGUUCGGCCCUCAACACCGUGCCCUACCUGCGCUCGGUCGGACUACACUGUCCACCGUACCACAAUGCGGCCGAUUACCUGCUGGAGGUGACGAACAAGGAGUACGGGAACUUCACCAAAGCACUCGCCCACGCGUCGUCCGAUCCGAGCUGGCGCCUGGCCCCGGUGGUGGCCCCCGGCCGGCUACCGGCACACCCGCCCACCUACGACAGCAACCACAACAACGAUCCGGCGUUACCCAGCCCUCCGCCGACACCGGCGCUUCCGGUGAAACCAGAGCCACCCCAUCGCAAACCGUCCGAGUUCGCCAAACUGUUGAUCCUGAUGAAGCGCGCCAACAUCCAGCUGUACCGGGACUGGACGGUGACACACCUGAAGCUGUUCGUGCACAUCGUGUGCGCGGUCGUGAUCGGUUUGCUGUUCGGUGACUCGGGAAUGAACGCCACGAAAUCGAUCUCCAACGUGGCCUCGUUCAUGGUCCACAUCCUGUACCUGUGGUACACGACGCUGAUGCCGGGUGUGCUGAAAUACCCGUACGAGAUGAACAUCCUGCGCAAGGAGUCCUUCAACCGGUGGUACGAGAUACGGACGUACUUCUUGGCCUCGAUGCUGACAUCGCUGCCGGUGCAGAUAUUCUUCGCCGUUGUUUACGCGGCCAUCGUGUACGGGAUGACGUACCAACCGUGCGAGCUGGAGCGCUUCCUGAUGUUCACCGCCGUGCUCGUCCUCAACACGAUCGUCGCGGAUGGGUUCGGGCUGUUUCUCGGUACAUUCCUGAACGAAAUCAACGGAACGUUCAUCGGUGCCAUCAUGACCUGCUUCAUGUUUGUGUUCUGCGGUUUCCUCAUCAUGUUCAGCCACAUGUCGGACGCGAUGCGGGGCAUCAGCUACCUGUCCGCCCACCGGUACGGCUUCGAGGCGCUGGUGCUGACCGCUUACGACGACAACCGGGCCGACCUCCGGUGUCCGGACGACGAGAUGUACUGUCACUACGUGAAAGCCAACACCAUCCUGCGGGAGCUCGGCGUGGCGUCCGGCAACUACCUGUUCAACGUCGUGACUCUCGUGGUGCAUUUCGUCGCCAUCAAGGUGGUCAGCUUCUGGACGCUCAAACACAAGCUAAAGAUGGGCUAAUGAGGGUGGACCCCACACCCCCUCCCCUCUCCACGGCUGGACCAGCAACAAUCCGGUACACACAGAGACACUUUGACACACGACUUAAGGACGAAGGCGCAGCGGAAGCUGUGGAGAUAGACAUUAAGAACGUAACCGUGGAAUGGAUUGUGAUUAAUAUUUUAAUGUGUAUUUUACGUACUUUAAACUUUUUACCACACAACCACAUACACAGAUACUCGGUUCGGUAGCAUUCAACGUGCAACGUGACAGCAUUUUACGGCAACGGCUAGAAGUGGUACAAAUGAAGUGACGCAGAGACCGUGGUCAGUUACAU